Clonostachys rhizophaga is the source of this 714-nucleotide messenger RNA. The record is from the annotation of a GenBank genome assembly. NCBI's taxonomy places the organism in Eukaryota, Fungi, Ascomycota, Sordariomycetes, Hypocreales, Bionectriaceae.
AUGACCAUCUCACUGCCAAUCCACGCAAAAGAAGAAGCAAAGCCCGCCGUCAUGUCUUCAGCAUUCGUUCAGCGCCCUGCUCCCGCCUUCAAGGCUACCACCGUCUUUACUGCCGGCGAGUUCAGGGACAUCUCCCUCUCCGACUAUCUCGGCCAAUGGGUCGUCCUCCUCUUCUACCCCAUGGACUUCACCUUCGUCUGCCCCACUGAGAUUAUCCAGUACAACGACGCUCUCGCCCGCUUCCGCGCCAUCAACACCUCCGUCCUCGCCAUCUCCACCGACUCUCACUUCUCCCACUUUGCCUGGCAGCAGCAGCCUCGCAAGCAGGGUGGCCUCGGCCCCGACCUGGAGCUUCCUCUCGUCGCCGACCCUUCCCACUCCAUCUCCCGCAGCUACGGUGUCCUCAUCGAGGAGGAGGGCAUUGCCCUCCGUGGUCUCUUCAUCAUCGACCCCAAGGGCAUCCUCCGCCAGAUCACCAUCAACGAUCUCCCCGUCGGCCGCAACGUCGAGGAGACCAUCCGUCUCAUCGACGCCUUCCAGUUCACCGACGAGCACGGCGAGGUCUGCCCCGCCGGCUGGAUGAAGGGCAGCCAGUCCAUGAAGCCCGACCCCAAGGGCAGCCUGGAGUACUUCGCUGCUGCCAAUGGCGAGGCCAACGGUAACGGCGAGGCCAAUGGCGAGGCUAAUGGCCACAAGCGUGCCCGCGUCGAUUAA